AUUUCAUAAAUUUAUUUUGCCCAUCUCUCUCUUCAUUUCUGUUGCGUCACCACAGUUGACAUGAAAACCUUGCAUUUUAUCUGGGUUUUACAUGUACUUUUGUGUUUGGUAGCUGAGAAAAUGUGAGGAAGGCCAAGACUUUUUUACUUUCUGAUUUACCCAUUGGAGAGAACGAGAAGAAAUAUAGACUUUUGGAUCUGUUUGUGGCCUCAGCUGGGUUCUUCAACCCAAAAGAAUGUUUCGGUUCUGCAGAGGGAUACUUCAAGGUUGAAAUAUAAGCAAAACCCAAGUGCAAUUGGAUUGCAAAUUUGUAAGGGCAAGGAUUUUGAUUGAUUGGUGAUAUUGGCCAACAUAAAAAGCUGGUGAUGUCUUGUUUCUCUUGCUUGUUUAAAAAGAAGGAAGCUUCCCUUGUUAAGCAGCCUGUUGAAAUCGAUGAAGUGGUUUCAGGCGUUUUGAAUGUCAAACAGUACACUUACAUGGAACUGCAAAUUGCCACUGAGAACUUCAGUAAAGAAAAUAAAAUUGGUCAGGGAGGCUUUGGCUCCGUGUACAAGGGAACACUAAGGGAUGGCACUUUGGCGGCUAUAAAAGUAUUGUCAGCAGAGUCUAGUCAAGGGUCGAGGGAAUUUUUGACAGAAAUCGAGGUGAUUGCAACCAUUGAACACGAUAGCCUAGUUAAGCUAUAUGGUUGCUGUGCAGAAGGAGAUCACAGAAUAUUGGUUUAUGGCUAUCUCGAGAAUAAUAGCCUAGCACAAACACUUCUGGGUAGAGGCUACAGCGGUAUCCAAUUUACUUGGCCUACAAGGUGUAAAAUUUGCAUUGGUGUUGCAAGGGGGCUCACUUAUCUCCAUGAGGAGGUUAGCCCUCAUAUUAUUCACAGAGACAUUAAAGCAAGCAAUAUUCUCCUUGAUAAAGACCUCUCACCAAAAAUUUCAGAUUUUGGUCUUGCAAAGUUUAUCGCACCGAACUUGACCCAUCUUAGCACUCGUGUUGCUGGAACAACAGGCUACUUGGCGCCUGAGUAUGCGAUACGAGGUCAAGUGACAAGGAAAUCAGACAUCUACAGUUUUGGCGUUUUACUGUUGGAAAUUGUAUGUGGGAGGUGUAACACAAACAGACAUUUACCACCCAAAGAACAAUAUCUUCUUGCACUGGCAUGGGAACAUCAUCAGAAGGAGCAGCUGGUGGAGUUGGUAGACGCUUCAUUGAAUGGAAAUUUUGACGUUGAGGAGGCUUGCAGAUUCCUAAAGAUUGGCCUUCUCUGCAUUCAAGACAUGCCCAAGCUCCGACCAUCCAUGUCUACCGUUGUUCAAAUGCUGACGGGUGCAUUAGAUGUGAAUGAGGGGCAGAUAUCCAAACCAGGACUGCUUUCUGAAUUUAUGGAGCAAAGAGAAUGCGACAGAGAAAAGGCCAAAGCAAAAAAUCCAUCUUACACGAUAUCCGCCUCAGGGAGGUUUAUGAAUUCAUCAUCUUCAUCAGAAACUGCCACCACUUCAUUUGCUACUAUGACCUUCAAUUCUAUAUAUGACCGAAGCAAUUAGGGCAGGCAGAAUCCAGUUUUCAUAUUCCCUCUGGUUUGGUCAGGCUGUAGGCAUAAUAAUUCUUCUAGGUUGUCUAGGGAAACAAGUAAAAGAGCGACCUCAAGCCAACAAAGGCUCCCCGCUUUGCGAGGGUCGGAGUGAAACGUCUAUCGUACACAACCACAACCUUACCCUUACUUUGCAAAGAAGCUGUUUCCACGAAUGUCUUCCAAAGAACUAGCCAUAUCACUUUUCAGGUGUAAAUGUUUAUAGUCAAUCAAAUUUCAGUUUUUUUGGGUGUGUAAAUAAAGCUCGACUAUAUAUACAAUUCUUUCGUCCCUUCUUCGAGUCCA
Molecule: messenger RNA, 1873 nt
Organism: Malus domestica (apple)
Lineage: Eukaryota; Viridiplantae; Streptophyta; Magnoliopsida; Rosales; Rosaceae
Product: cold-responsive protein kinase 1-like
Biological process (GO): protein phosphorylation
Molecular function (GO): protein serine/threonine kinase activity; ATP binding
Source: RefSeq, a predicted model, not a curated record